Molecule: messenger RNA, 959 nt
Organism: Hordeum vulgare subsp. vulgare (domesticated barley)
Lineage: Eukaryota; Viridiplantae; Streptophyta; Magnoliopsida; Poales; Poaceae
Product: expansin-A19-like
Exons: 2
Coding region: 70-831 (253 amino acids)
Biological process (GO): plant-type cell wall organization
Cellular component (GO): extracellular region
Source: RefSeq, a predicted model, not a curated record
UCGAUCGCCACAAUAUCUAGCAAGCUAGCUAGCUGCGGGAGAAGAUCAACCAUCUCUCCCUGCAGAAAGAUGGCAGCUGGGAUGCGCUUCCUGCAGCUGUUCGCGACCGUUCUCGGGUUUUGCUUCGCGCCGGUCAAGUCCAACUGGAUCCCUGCCACUGCCACCUUCUACGGCGGCGCCGACGGCUCUGACACAAUGGGUGGAGCGUGUGGGUACGAGAACCUGUACAAUGCGGGGUACGGGAUCAACAACGUUGCGCUGAGCACGGCGCUGUUCAACGAUGGUGCGUCAUGCGGGCAGUGCUAUGUCAUCAUUUGCGACACCAGCAAGUCGGAUAUGUGCAAGCCCGGAACCUCCAUCACAGUCUCCGCCACCAACUUCUGCCCUCCCAACUGGGAUCUUCCUAGUGACAACGGAGGGUGGUGCAACCCUCCCCGCCACCACUUCGACAUGUCCCAGCCAGCCUGGGAGAACAUCGGCAUCUACCGUGCCGGCAUCAUCCCGGUCUUCUACCAGCAGGUCAAGUGCUGGAGGCAGGGCGGUGUGCGGUUCACCAUCAACGGCUUCAACUACUUCGAGCUGGUGCUCGUGGCCAACAUUGGCGGGAGUGGGUCGGUCAAGAGCAUGUCAGUGAAAGGGACCAACACCGCAUGGAUCCCCAUGUCCAGGAACUGGGGCGCCAACUGGCACUGCCUCUCGGGGCUGGUCGGGCAGGCACUCAGCUUCGCCAUCACCUCCACGGGCGGCCAGUACCUCGUCUUCCAAGACGUUGUGCCGGCCUGGUGGCAGUUUGGACAAACCUUCACCACAUGGCGUCAGUUUGACUACUAGAACAAACAUUGCUAGUAUUAUCAACUCAUCUCUAGACAUAUACACUACCACUAUUAUUAUCGAAGAGAUGUCUCGUUGUAGAUGUAAUUUCUCAUCUGCGCGUAUGAUUGUUUAUUUGAUUUGAUUUA